AUGGGCAACCUGCUCGGCGGGGUCAGCUUCCGCGAGCCCACCACCGUGGAGGACUGCGACUCCACCUGGCAGACGGACUCGGAGCCCGAGCCGGAGGAGCCGGGGCCGGGCGGCGGCGGCGAGGGCCCGGGGCAGGAGCCCGAGCAGCCCGCGCAGCCCCCGGAGCGAGCCGGCGGGCGGCCCCGCGCCAGUCCCGCGCCGGACGAGGACGCCGAGGCGGCGGGCGCCGAGCAGGGUGCUGACUCCACUGAAGCAAGUGCCAAACCAAAGAGAAGUUUUUACGCUGCGAGGGAUUUGUACAAAUACCGACACCAGUACCCACAGAACUUCAAAGAUAUCCGGUGUCAAAAUGACUUGAGCAAUCUUCGCUUUUAUAAGAAUAAAAUUCCAUUUAAGCCAGAUGGUGUUUACAUUGAAGAAGUUCUAAAUAAGUGGAAAGGAGAUUAUGAGAAGCUGGAGCACAACCACACUUAUAUUCAAUGGCUUUUCCCCCUGAGAGAACAAGGCUUGAACUUUUAUGCUAAAGAACUAACUACAUAUGAAAUUGAGGAAUUCAAAAAAACAAAAGAAGCAAUUAGAAGAUUUCUCCUGGCUUAUAAAAUGAUGUUAGAGUUUUUUGGAAUAAAACUCAUUGAUAAAACUGGAAAUGUCGCUCGGGCCGUUAACUGGCAGGAAAGGUUUCAGCAUCUGAAUGAGUCCCAGCACAACUAUUUAAGAAUCACCCGUAUUCUUAAAAGCCUUGGUGAGCUUGGAUAUGAAAGUUUUAAAUCUCCUCUUGUAAAAUUUAUUCUUCAUGAAGCUCUGGUGGAAAAUACCAUUCCCAAUAUUAAACAGAGCGCUCUGGAGUAUUUUGUGUAUACAAUUAGAGACAGACGAGAACGGAGAAAGCUUCUCCGGUUCGCCCAGAAACAUUACACACCCUCAGAGAACUUCAUCUGGGGGCCACCCAGGAAGCAAGAGUCAGAGGGAAGCAAAGCCCAGAAAAUGCCUGCCCCUCCCACCUCUGGUCACAACAGUCAAACCUCCAUGCAGAAGAAAUCUAAGGACUCCAAAAACUCCUCCUCAGCUGCUCAUGUAAAUAGCAAAACAGCUGAAGAAAAAAAAGUGUCACCUAGAGAGCCUGGAGAAGAGACCGACGGGCCCGGCGCUGAGCCCGGCAGCGAGGCUGCCAGGCCAAGGAACGCAGAGAAGGGUGGUCAUGGCGAAAACUCAGAUUCUCAACCAGAAAAAACAAUGACUAAUCCCACAGAGAAAAACGAGAGUGCAUCGCCUCCCGAAAAAGAGGAAGAAGGUGAAAGUCAUCACAAAGACUGUGAAAGUCCUGGAAAUACAGAGUCUCAGGAUGAUGUACCAUCACCGUGAAUUACCAGAAGCCCACAAACCGGUUUAGGUCCGGGAGGAGAAAACUGCUCUAUGGUUUAUCCUAAAGAACGGAGGUCACAGUUCAGAUUUUAGCCAUCUGUUGGUGAUUUAUGUUGUAAGCAUUGUGUUGUUUAUUUUAGAUAACAAUAAGUUUAGUAAGAUGUUUUAAGACAUGACCCAGUAAAUGAAUAUAUUCUGUAACACUUCUAGGAUGUGAGUUUACACAUUUUGUACAUAAUAACUAUUUUGCAGUUAUUUUUAUGUAUAUAGAAAUAAUCAUGUAGUAUUUGUGACAUCAAAUAAAUUCUGAGAGAUUACAGUCUACCUGAAGAAAACCAAGAGGGAUAAUUUUAUUAUGUUGCCACACCUUUGCCUGAUUUACGGAUUCCUUUCUUUAAGCUGGAAGAAUCCUGUUCUCAAAUGUGUUCAGAGAGUAAUUUGGAUUUUUUCAUGACAAUACCUCAACAUGUUCAUUUUAAAAUUCAGAUAGAUGAAAUGGAUGUUCCCCGGGCCGGAAGCUCCCAGCCCAUUUGUCAGUGUUGCUGUCUCCUCCCCCCUUCGGCCCUCCCCCAUCCGCCGUCUGUGAGCCAGCGGACCUCGCGUGUACAUUCCCGUGAACUCUACUGAAAUUUAAAUGGAACAGAAUGGGACUUUCAACUGUAUCAUUUCAAGAAUUUGCUUUGCUUGAAAUAAUAAAAAUGUUUUUCUGUAUAAAGUGCUUAUCAUUUUUUUGAUGUGAAAGUCCAAGGAAAGAAUUUUGCCUUCUGUGGCUGUUCCAUAUAAAUUUUGUGCUUGUUUCUGAAUGUAAGUGACUCAAGAAUUGAAAAAUAAGAAAGGAAAUUAUUUAUUUUUAAAAGGCAUGCCUCUUGUAGUGGCAACAAGGCAGUGGUCCCUAAAGCCAUGAAUAUCUCAGUGUUAUGUGGAUUAUGAAAUCAAUGAUAUUGCUUAGUUCAUAGUGUAUCUUUUAUUUUUAUUUUAUUUUUAAUUCUUAUCUGAAGGGGGCCAGAGAGAG
Molecule: messenger RNA, 2374 nt
Organism: Molossus molossus (Pallas's mastiff bat)
Lineage: Eukaryota; Metazoa; Chordata; Mammalia; Chiroptera; Molossidae
Gene: OGFRL1
Product: opioid growth factor receptor like 1
Exons: 7
Coding region: 1-1362 (453 amino acids)
Cellular component (GO): membrane
Molecular function (GO): opioid growth factor receptor activity
Source: RefSeq, a predicted model, not a curated record